AUGAAUCAACCAGUCGCAUGCGGGCAGAACAUUUCACUUUGCUCUGGUCGUUAUCACACCUUCUGUUCCAUUCAACCCGUCAGUUUGAAAAUGUGCAGUGCGAAGAUGAAUGUCAUCCUGUGCGCCGUCUUUCAUGUGCUAUUUCUGGCCACUUGCUCUGGAGAACCGAGUGUGUUUAUCACCAUGCCGCCUAAUGUGAUAGUUGGGGAGGAGAAUAUCAUUGGAGUGUGGACUACGUCGGACGCUUCGAACAUAACCAUGCGCACCAGUAUACCACAGCUAUCCGACGAAAUUCUUCAUGAGGAGACACACGUUAUUCAGCGUACUGGAGAUCAAUAUGGUGUCACUAUUGCGUACCACCCGAACUUCAUACCGAUGACGUCAUCACCCCAAGAGGUGACUUUUGACUUCACCGUGAAUUUUUGCUCCGAUACCACUUGUUCCGUGAUAACCAAAAGGCAACUAACCCAGAUAGUUCGCUUUAUCCACAGGCCUAUCAUCGUGUUGGGGGAAACAGACAAACCACUUUACCGCCCCAGUGACACCGUUCGUUUCCGUUUCAUCGCAGUGACUACCCAACUGAUUUCACCGUCAAACAAACCAGCCAGUUAUCCACGCAGAAAGCUGAUCCAGCUUAGUGAUGGCAGUCUCCAGUUGGUAGAUGUAACGACAGAGAAGGAUGACAAUUACCGGAUUCAAUUCCAUGAGAUUUCCGUGAAAGACAGUGCAGGAAAUCGUGUCAAAGUGUGGCGCAACAUCACACCUUUAACCGCCACCAAACUCAAUUACACACUGCUUCCGGAUUCACCGGAAGGCGAAUGGACCAUCACGGCCACAGUAAUGGAUACGGUUGAAAACUUACGGUUCAUGGUGCGUCACUAUGUAUUACCGCGUUUUGUGAUCGCCAUUCAUACCCCAACCGGUCUGUCACUCGAGUCUACCUAUGCUCAAUUUUCCGUGUGUUCUAAUUACUCAAACGGUCCACCCAUGCAAGGAUUUGUGCGAGCCCAUCUGUGUGUCUGCUCGAAACCACGGGAUGAAUCCGCCGAGGAGAAUACCAAACAAGCCAUUUUGGAUGGAGGCAUGUGCUCGGCUGAAGCAUACUCAAACAAACCACGACCAUGCGCGAUUGCCCAGCUCGUAGUCGACGAUACUGGAUGUGCCCUGUUCAACGUGUCCACCCAGCCACUCGGAUUGAACAAGCCAGAGUAUUCCCAAUGGAAUCAGGUGGCAGUUGUAUGCGCAAAUGUGGAAGAGGACGGUACAAAAUCCAAUGUAGCUGACUGCAAAAUCGGAAAGGAAUUGAUGCGACGCGCAGAUGAACCGAAACUGGAAAUACAGAGUGUAUACAAGGUUGGACUUCCAAUCACCGGGUUCCUCACCGCACCUAAAUUGUCGAACGCACGGUUGAAGUUCGUGGUAUCAGAACAGCCCGAAGGGUGUGGGUGGGGUUUUCGACACGGCAGUCGGGUGUCAAUAACAAAGCAUCUCCAUUCUGCACUGUUGACCUUGAACGAAACUGGCGCAGCUAACUUUUUAAUUCCACCUCUUGAUUCUACAAAGUCCGUCGUCAUCAAAUUUACUCACACCGAUGUCAAUCAGAGCGACCGAAUUAUAACCGAGAAGAUAGCACCGGGUUUGCGAUACAUUCGACCAGUUGAUGACAGUGUGGUGGCUAGCGAAGUGCUCAGACCAUGGCGCGAUAUACAGAGCGUGGUCAUGCAGUUGUGGCCGACGGAAGGAUCCGUUCAGUACGCGUGUCCUGGCGAGGUGAGUUUCCAAGUGAUUGCGAACACACAGCUGGCUGACAAAGUGUUCCAUAUUCAGUCCAAUGUGAGGGGGAAAAUUCUGACUCACGUUAUACCUGCAAUUUCUAAAGGAUCAGAGCCAUGUAUAGAUGUUGACGGAGAGUUAGGGCAUUAUCGUUGCCUCAACCCCACGGGAGACCGUAUCGAAUGCCUCCAAGGAUGGACUGGAGCUAAUUGUUUGAAGCCUGUUUGUGCAGCGGAGUGCCAUCCGCGGGGUGGUACCUGCAAUGUGCCGAAUGGAUGUAUCUGUCUUGAGGGCUGGAGCGGCUCCAACUGUGAUCACUGUGCUCCGCUAGAAGGUUGUAAACAUGGAACAUGCGUCAACGGAAAUGACUGUGAAUGCGAUGCUGGUUGGGGCGGUUAUCUUUGUGAUAGGAAGCUUGUGGAAUACGAGAGAAUUCCAGAAGUGGAUGAAAGUGAAACGUCCAGAAUGUAUGCCACCGAAUCCAGUGAACCAUCUGAAUUUGACACAGUAUCGACCGACUUGCCAGUGCGGACGCUAUUUACGCGGCAAAUUCAAUUCAACCUAACCGGAGAUUGGGGCCCGGAUGCGACCGUGGUUGUGUAUUUCUAUCAAAACAGCGAAUCGGGGCAAGUUGUCGUUCCAACCGUGGUGAAACUGGAGAAUAUGUAUCAAUGUAUCAGUCGCUCAGUCGCAGAGUUGGUGGAGUCUGGUAAGAAAGGUAUGCAGUUUGAUGCCUCUCGCGUCAGUCCUGGUCAAGAUGUCCAGUUGGUGAUCGCCCCCACCGGAAUCGGACGUGUGCCAUACAACACGACUGAUGAGACUGAGGGGCUGUGCUUUGUCCGCAUCUCCGAUGUGUCGCUGAAAAAUUUCGACCAGGGUGAAAAUGCGAUUGAUCGCCUCUCUGUUGCCAAUCGCAUGCAGCAGCUAACCACGUCUGGUUCACGAACGUCACCAAUGCUCACUAAUUCUAUGGAGGCAUUUCAAAGUGCAGGUCUACUCAUUAGUUCAUCUACAAUAAUGGAUGUUAUUGAGCCGUCCAUACCAAUGUGCUACUUUACAGCGGAAUUGAACGAACCUUUACCUAUGAAGUCUCAUUUUCCGAGUAAUAGUUUUAAGAAGAAGGAAGGUGAUUUGACGAAACUUUCCGAUACACAAUCCAUGAAAUCAAAGAUGUGGCUGCGAAGCUUCUUUCCGGAAGUAUGGAAAUUCGAGGUCUAUAAGCUUAACUCACCGAACAUCAUAAAGCAGUUCACCGCACCAGAUACCAUAACCACUUGGAUUGCUUCCGCAUUCUGCACAACACAAUCCAACGGACUGUGGAUUCCAAAUGUUGAGACUUUGACCGUCAGCAUGCCAUUCUACGUCGAUAUCACCUUACCAGUACAUGUGAAGCGUGGUGAAAUACUCUACUUACCAGUCAGCGUGUUUAUGGAAGCAGACAUAGGAGAUUCCCAAAAAUGUUUGGAGGCUCAAGUACAAACCACUGUGGACGCGAAUGAGUGGCUUAGAGUGGGGACCAGCUCGUACACUGGUUGUGUCUGCGAGAGUCAGAAAGUAACUUUCCAACUUGGACUGCUACCAAUACAGCUGGGGAAACUGAAUGUGACCGUGGAAGCACAAGCCACAGUCGGUAGUCAAUUGUGCAACCAGGAAAUAGAUCCUGUUGUUCAAAAGGAGGACGAGGUGAAAGUACACGUGCUCUCAGACAUAAUUCAGCGACAGAUACGUGUUAUUCCAGAGGGUAUCCCUCAGGAACUAGCUAUUGGUGGAAUCCUUCACAUCCAACCGAACGAAUCGGCGACGAAGCAAACAUUCCCAAUCAGCCUACCAAGUAAGAUUGUCAGCGAUUCCCUGCGAAUCUACGUAUCGUAUUCUGAUGAUAUUCUCGGUCCAGCACUUAACCAUCUAGAUAGCCUUAUACGUCUUCCAUUGGGGUGUGGUGAACAAAAUAUGGUCCUUGUCGCCCCAAGUGUGUACGCAUUGGAUUACCUUACAUCGAUGCACUCAGCCAACACUGAUCGCACACUGAGUUUGGUGAACCAAGCUAGAAAUUACAUUUUAAUGGGGUACCAGCGCCAGCUAAACUAUAGAUUAUCGGACGGUUCCUAUUCGGCCUUCGGCAAAUCAGAUAAGAUUGGAAGCACUUGGCUGACUGCGUUUGUGCUUAGAGUGUUCGCGAAAGCCCACAAAGUGGACAGCAGUAUAUCCAUCGAUUGGGCAGUGUUUUUCAACGAAACAAUUGCAUUUCUGAAACAACGUCAGAAUCUGACUGGAUCCGGGUGCUUUGUGGAGAAGGGUCGUGUGAUCCACACGGCAAUGCAAGGUGGCACUGGCAAUCAACUCGACCUAAGCCCAGAGCAGCUCCUCACUGCCUACGUUUUGACUGCGUUAGUUGAGACCAAGCCCCAAGGAGAAGAGGAAGCCUACUCACCUGAGCUAAGUCAAAUGAUUCAGGCUGGAAUGAAGUGUCUCAAGGUGGGAAGGCUGGGUGAAAUGACAUCCAGCGAUCAGUUACAGAACGUGUCCACCUACGGAUUGAUGCAGCUGGCACUGGCGUUAGCCUUUUGCGAACCGCAGAAUCCGUUGAUGUCUGUUGUCGCAAGCGAAAUAAUUAAAAGAAGGUUAUCGAACUCUGUCCGAUCUGGCACUUACUGGACCAGCGAUGGAAAGAAGAUUAUUGGUGAAGCAGGUGCGCUAGAUAUUGAGACGACGAGCUACGCGUACUUAGCUCUGGCCAAAAUGGGUGUGCAGUUCUCUGAUCUGUUCUCUAUCGUUCGCUGGCUAUCCUCUCAGCAAUCCGCCACUGGAGGAUUCCGUUCCACUCAAGACACCAUUUUGGCAUUAGAAGUAAUCAGCGAUGGCGCAAAGCGACUCGGGCUGAACCAAUCGGCCAUCAGUGAACCACAAGAGCUCACAGUUCUCGCCACCAUACUGCCGGCCAAUAUUUCGGUUAGUUCUACACUUACGGAGACAAAGAUGAAUGUUGUCCACCGAUUUUCUGUUGUGAAGAUGAUACCGGCUGAUGUUAAAUACGUUGAGUGGGCUGUCUCGUCAAAUGGAACUUCACAAGGUACCUACCUCUCUGUCCAAACUGAACUCUUUUACAAUGUUCCGGAUAGGCAUGAAGUGGAAAAUGCGAGCUUUGUGCUGGUAACCAGCGUAGUUCAGGGUGCUUUCCCUCAAAAGGACGCAUGCAAGCUUGCCAAUAUCACGAUAUGUCUCCGACUACCGGAUAUCGACUCCAAUCCUCAACCUACCGGAAUGCUGCUCAUCGAGAUCGGCAUGGUGAGUGGAUGGUCACCAGUUAGAGAGGAACUGCUCCGAUUGAUCGUGAACGAAGGAGAAUCAAUGCGAAGUGUGGAAAUCGGGGGCGAUGGGACUGUUUCACUAUUCUUCAACGGCUUCACCUCUGAGGAGGUGAGAACCAUUGGACUUAAUAAGCGGUCUACUUCCAAAAGAUGUGCCACCGUACCCUUAAAGCAGGAUUUAUACGUGAAGAACUCUCAACCUGCGGAAGUUGUGGCCAAAGACUACUAUGCGCCAGACCAAUCGGUCGCUGUUAACUACUCACUUUACGAUUGUGAGUCGGUUUGGUUCACUCCAGGUGACUUGCAACCGCCUUCCGAUAAAACUGAGUACCCCACGUCCACUUUAACUACACCAGUCCCGUCGACGUCAAUGCACCGCAACUGCCCCGCCUGUGUGAUUAAAGCGGAGGAAAACGAAUCUCUCGUGGAACAGUUCUAUCAAGGGCUUUGCAAGGGCUACAACAACGUGUUCCUGUUCAGUGUGCACUCCGGUUCGGGUGAUGAAUACAAUGUAACAAUAUCAUCAUUCGACUCAUCCACUCAUGUCGCAAGUUGGAAUGCCACCUUGAAUCUAGCCGACUGCUCCUGCCCAGUUGUGACUACCAGUAAGCAUUUGAUGAUGUUUUCACCUGAGGAUUUUGACUUUUAUCCGGGUGACGCGGAGGUGAGCAUUCGAUCUACUCGGUCAUUCGCCAUUGUUUCAUCGGUUCAAGAGCUGUUUCCGUAUGUGAAAGGUGCAUUCGAUAUGUGGAAAUACAACACGACCGUUAAUGAAACGACUGACGCCGCUUUUCCCUGGAUGAUUAACGGGUGGAAUUGCAAAAGGAUUCAGACUGUAUACCGUUACAUAGUGGCGAAAAUGUUGUGA
Molecule: messenger RNA, 5949 nt
Organism: Dicrocoelium dendriticum
Lineage: Eukaryota; Metazoa; Platyhelminthes; Trematoda; Plagiorchiida; Dicrocoeliidae
Source: the annotation of a GenBank genome assembly